CCAAAAACUAUGCUGUACUGUAGUAAUGCUGUGUUCCUUACCUUUCAAGUGGAAGCCCACUAUUCCCAUCUUUAGCAUAAAGCUACCCUUAAUUAUUUGUCCCCUUUCUUUUUCUUUCUCCUUGCUCUAAAGUUGAAACCAACCACCCAAAUACCCCCUAAAACAAACAAAUUUUCAGUUUUCAGAUUUUUAUUUUUUUCUUAAAAAAAAAAAGUAUUUUUUGGGUGUUUUUGUCUUGUUUUAUUCUGUUUUUAAUUAGAUUUCUAAACUUUACUCUUAUUUUUUUCUUUCUUAAUCUCUUAUUUUGAAGAAAAAUUAUGAAAAAUAUGAAGAGGGUGUUCUUGUAUUUGGGGAUGAGUUCAUGUGUUUCUACCAAAACUACUGAAUCUCCUUCUAAUUUUACCUUGGAAAAAGCACUCAAUUCUGUUCAAUCCCCUGUUUGGGAACCUGCUGGUAGUAAAGAGGAGACCUUUUAUGAUUCAAAGCCUUGGCUAGAUUCAGAUGAUGAACAAGAUUUCUUCAGUAUCAAUAGUGAUACGCCUCCGUAUAAGCUAACAAACAAGAACGAAGAUCAACACCAAGGAAGAAGGCUGUCCGAGCUAUUCAAGGACAGCAGCUUCAGCAGGGACAGCCUAACAAGUGCAAAGGCACAAGCAGCAAGUGAAGAAGGAAAAGAGACACCAACAACUUCAAGUAAAAGUACUCCUAAUAAUAAGAUGGAGAAAGAUAAAAAAUCUGGGGGUAAAUCUGUUAAGCAUUGUUUACCAAGUUUAGUUAGAAGUUUAAGUUGUGGUGAUCGCAAAAAGAGGCCAAAUCCUGCUCAUAUUGCUGUUGCAGGCUGAUGAUACAUAAACACAACACACAAACAUAGUUUGUCUUGAUAAUUUAUAUAUGUAUGGCUUUGUAAAGAGAGUGAUAAAUAUUUAUCAAAGUAAUUGAUAAGAGUGCUUUGCUUCUAAUA
Chenopodium quinoa (quinoa) is the source of this 961-nucleotide messenger RNA. RefSeq lists its product as uncharacterized. The transcript is spliced from 3 exons. The record is from RefSeq and is a predicted model, not a curated record. Bases 318 to 842 code for a protein of 174 amino acids. Lineage: Eukaryota; Viridiplantae; Streptophyta; Magnoliopsida; Caryophyllales; Amaranthaceae.